AUGUUAAAUAGAAUGGCAGCGAUAUUUGAAAGCAAAGUAUUUUUUUAAUUAAGAAAGAUCAAGAUAAAGAUUACUUAUAAUUUGAUACAAUUUUACAAAAAAUUUAAUUACAUUAUUUACACAGAUUUAAUUAACUUUGCUUGCAAGUCAUUAUAAUGAAAAAAACUUCAUAUCACUAAAUUAUAAAAAAUAAUAGAAAAUGAAGCAAAUAUUAUUAGGAAUUUUAAGAAAUAAUAUAAAUAUCACUUUUCUUAUUAUUUAAAACUUGACACCAAAACUAGAUUUUCAAAAUUAAAACAUUAUAAUUAAUCUAGGAGUUUAUAAUAAAUGCCUCUUGUGAAUUAAAUAUUUAAUUAUCCAACAUAAACAUUUGAAAUUUAUUAUAAGCCACUUUUAAAGUUUUUUGAUCUAUUAUAAAAGAUUAAUUCUAAUAUUUAAGCAUCUUUAUAGCCUUUUCUUCUUCAAUAAAAAUCUCGGUAACAAAUUUCAGAUUUUCAGCGGAGCAUUAUCUCAGCAAUAUGUGGAUGUAAUAGAAUAAAUUCUUAUAAACUCAAAAUUUAAUUUAAUUGA
Messenger RNA from Paramecium sonneborni, 570 nucleotides. NCBI's taxonomy places the organism in Eukaryota, Ciliophora, Oligohymenophorea, Peniculida, Parameciidae. The record is from the annotation of a GenBank genome assembly.